Molecule: messenger RNA, 451 nt
Organism: Lotus japonicus
Lineage: Eukaryota; Viridiplantae; Streptophyta; Magnoliopsida; Fabales; Fabaceae
Product: malate dehydrogenase, mitochondrial-like
Exons: 4
Coding region: 16-429 (137 amino acids)
Biological process (GO): malate metabolic process
Cellular component (GO): mitochondrion; cytoplasm
Molecular function (GO): L-malate dehydrogenase (NAD+) activity
Source: RefSeq, a predicted model, not a curated record
UAGGAUAUUGUACUAAUGUUAAUUUAUACUGGGAUAUAUGAUGAGAGGAGAUUGUUUGGUGUUACCACCCUUGAUGUUGUAAGGGCAAAAACUUUCUAUGCUGGAAAGGCCAAAGUUCCAGUUGCCGAGGUCAAUGUACCUGUUGUCGGUGGCCAUGCAGGCAUUACCAUUCUGCCACUAUUUUCUCAAGCAACACCACAAGCCAAUCUGGAUCAUGACCUAAUUCAGGCUCUUACAAAGAGGACACAAGAUGGAGGAACAGAAGUUGUGGAAGCUAAGGCUGGCAAGGGUUCUGCAACAUUGUCAAUGGCUUAUGCUGGAGCAAUUUUCGCUGAUGCUUGCCUCAAGGGCCUUAACGGAGUCCCAGACGUUGUUGAGUGCUCAUAUGUGCAAUCCAGUGUCACUGAUCUUCCUUUCUUUGCUUCCUAGGUCACUGCAACAAACUGUUUUC